ACGAGGCCGGGGCCGGGCGGGUUCCGCCGCGCGCAGCCGCCGCUCCCGCAGCACCGGGCCGAGCCGAACCGAACCGAGCCCCCAUGCGCGGCCGGCCGCAGCGCCCACCCCCGGCGCGGCCCCCCCGGGCGGCCGCCCCCGCCCGGGAAGCUGGCUCAGAGGGGGGCUAUGAAGUGCCCGGGACCUUCGCAGAGCCUGAGACUCGCCCUCUUCCUGGAAAACGCCUUGGCCAGCGAGGCUAGGAUUUGGAAAGUGCCAGUUUUCCAGGAUCUCAUCCUGAAGGGUACAGAUAUCUCUCUGCUGUGUUACGAGAAAGUGGUUCUCUGGAUUGCAGAAAUAAACUCGCAGUUCCAAUUUUACCCUGAAACAUUUGCCUUAGCUAUCAGCAUCCUUAACCGGGUACUGGCAUCAGUAAAGGCCCAAUUAAAGUAUCUUGAGUGCAUAGCAAUUUCCUGCCUCGUCCUUGCAGCAAAAACCAAUGAAGAAGAUGAGGUCUCUAGAAAGGAGAAGUCUAGUCAAUGA
This is a messenger RNA of Dromaius novaehollandiae (emu), 522 nucleotides long. RefSeq names its product cyclin I family member 2 (gene CCNI2). Gene Ontology annotation, cellular component: nucleus; cyclin-dependent protein kinase holoenzyme complex; cytoplasm. Lineage: Eukaryota; Metazoa; Chordata; Aves; Casuariiformes; Dromaiidae. The transcript is spliced from 5 exons. Bases 169 to 522 code for a protein of 117 amino acids. Gene Ontology annotation, molecular function: cyclin-dependent protein serine/threonine kinase regulator activity. The record is from RefSeq and is a predicted model, not a curated record. Gene Ontology annotation, biological process: regulation of cyclin-dependent protein serine/threonine kinase activity; mitotic cell cycle phase transition.